ACGUCUAAUUCUUGCGCCUUGUUCUGUGGCCCGGGUCGGUUGUCCAAAGAGCUUGUUGAAUUGUUUUUCCAGCUGUUGUGCCUUUAUUAUAAGUUCUGUGUCUUAGGGAUCCAUCUUGCCGGUCCGAGGUCCAAGAUGGACAAAGUCUGUGCGGUUUUUGGAGGCUCCCGGGGCAUCGGCAAGGCUGUAGCCCAGCUAAUGGCCCAGAAGGGUUACCGCCUGGCGAUCGUCGCCAGAAACUUGGAAGUGGCCAAAGCCACUGCGAGCGAGCUCGGCGGAAUCCACUUGGCAUUUAAGUGCAAUGUUGCCAAAGAAGGAGAUGUUCACAGUACAUUUGAAGAGAUGGAGAAACAUUUAGGUCCAGUAAAUUUCUUGGUAAAUGCAGCUGGUAUUAACAGAGACAGUCUUUUAGUAAGAACAAAAACUGAAGAUAUGCUGUCUCAGCUUCACACCAACCUCUUGGGCACCAUGCUGACCUGCAAAGCCGCUAUGAGGACAAUGAUUCAGCAGGGCGGGUCUAUUGUUAAUGUCGGGAGUAUUAUUGGUUUAAAAGGCAAUGUGGGCCAGGCCACAUAUAGUGCCACCAAAGGAGGGCUUAUCGGGUUUUCACGCUCGCUUGCUAAAGAGGUUGCCCGGAAGAAAAUCAGAGUGAAUGUGGUUGCACCAGGAUUUAUUCGCACGGAUAUGACAAAACACUUGAAAGAAGAACAUUUCAAGAAAAACAUCCCUCUUGGGAGGUUUGGAGAAGCUCUUGAGGUGGCACAUGCCGUUGUGUUUCUUUUAGAGUCACCAUACAUCACAGGACAUGUUCUUAUCGUGGAUGGAGGAUUACAGCUCACUGCCUAAUUAGAGAUGAUAUUACUGUAAUGGUGAUCUGGAUCAAGCACACAUUUUCCUAUUGAUUAGACAAUCAUAUCUAUAUGGGUGACAUUUGCUAAUGGAAACAAAUUAGCUAAUGGAUACUACAAAUGAUUCCAUCUUUGUAUGAACAUGUCUCAAAAACAAAGUGUGACCAGUUGUAAUCUAAAGGGUGUGAAGUCUCUGUCUUUAGAGGCAGUAGCAGUUUUAGUGCAUGGACAUUCUGUAAGGGCUACACAUCAGUAUUAAUUUCUAUAUUUUUGCCUUGGAAGUAGAAAAUUCUGUUGUCUAAUUGUGAUAUACCUGUAUCAAGCCGGAUGUUAAAGACUUCAGCCUUCU
Rattus rattus (black rat) is the source of this 1197-nucleotide messenger RNA. RefSeq names its product carbonyl reductase 4 (gene Cbr4). The transcript has 5 exons. Gene Ontology annotation, molecular function: quinone binding; oxidoreductase activity, acting on the CH-OH group of donors, NAD or NADP as acceptor. Bases 136 to 846 code for a protein of 236 amino acids. NCBI's taxonomy places the organism in Eukaryota, Metazoa, Chordata, Mammalia, Rodentia, Muridae. Gene Ontology annotation, biological process: fatty acid biosynthetic process. The record is from RefSeq and is a predicted model, not a curated record.